CAAUGGAUGCACACGCAUUACAGAACAUACUUCGCAGCAAGUAUAAUAUCAAUGAAAACCUUCAGGCCAAGGGCAUAUUUAUGGCUCUUCAACGCGGCACCAUGAAAGCCAAUGGCCUGUUCAGUAUCGGGAUUGGAGAGAAAUUCGUAGUCGUCGCCGGAAUCAACCCCCGCGGACCAGAUAUCGACUACAAUUCGAUGUCUCUCUCUCCAGUAGGUCUGCUCGGUGUCACGUACAAAUAUGCCAGCAUGAUUAUAACAAUCUCCAGUCCGCUCAAAGGCAAGAAUUCCUUUCAGUUAUGCAGCAGUAGCAAGGCCGCCGCUAUAUGGAAUGAUUUCACCACCGCCAUUGAUUACCAGGCGUCUCAAUUAAGCGGCGACAUUUGGUGCAGCGCGUCACUAAGUGCUUCAUCAUCAUCAUUAGACGCCUCAGUGGAUGCAGAACACGAGUACACAAUGGAUGCACACGCAUUACAGAACAUACUUCGCAGCAAGUAUAAUAUCAAUGAAAAGCUUCAGGCCGAGGGCAUAUUUAUGGCUCUUCAACGCGGCACUAUGAAAGCCAAUGGUCUGUUCAGUAUCGGGAUUGGAGAGAAAUUCGUAGUCGUCGCCGGAAUCAACCCCCGCGGACCAGAUAUCGACUACAAUCCGAUGUCUCUCUCUCCAGUAGGUCUGCUCGGUGUCACGUACAAAUAUGCCAGCAUGAUUAUAACAAUCUCCAGUCCGCUCAAAGGCAAGAAUUCCUUUCAGUUAUGCAGCAGUAGCAAGGCCGCCGCUAUAUGGAAUGAUUUCACCACCGCCGUUGAUUACCAGGCGUCUAAAUUAAGCGGCGAUAUUUGGUGCAGCGCGUCACUAAGUGCUUCAUCAUCAUCAUUAGACGCCUCAGUGGAUGCAGAACACGAGUACACAAUGGAUGCACACGCAUUACAGAACAUACUUCGCAGCAAGUAUAACAUCAAUGAAAAGCUUCAUGCCGAGGGCAUAUUUAUGGCUCUUCAACGCGGCACCAUGAAAGUCAAUGGCCUGUUCAGUAUCGGGAUUGGUGAGAGGUUCGUAGUCGUCGCCGGCAUCAACAUCCGCGGACCAGAUAUCGACUACAAUCCGGUGUCUCUCUCUCCAGUAGGCAUGCUCAGUGUCACGUACAAAUAUGCCAGCAUGAUUGUAACAAUCUCCACUCAGCUCAAAGGCAAUAAUUCCUUUCAGUUAUGCAGCAGUUGCAAGGCCGCCGCUAUAUGGAAUGAUUUCACCACCGCCAUUGAUUACCAGGCGUCUAAAUUAAGCGGCGAUAUUUGGUGCAGCUCUUCACUAAGUGCUUCAUCAUCAUCAUCAGACGCCUCUGUGGAUACAGACCAUGAGUAUACAUAUCAGAGGGGCUUCAUAGACCUGACCCUUCUCAAUGACAGAUGUCUGUCUCCGCAAAAGUUUUCCAAGGCAGACAGAAGUUUCAGCUCUAUUUCUUUGCCCGAUAUGGUAUGUGGACCAACCGAUGCCAAGCACGCGGUGUGCCGUCAAUGCAGUCCUCAUGUUAAGAGAGGUCACAGUUUGGACUGUGUCGACGUGUCAUUUAACAGCUGCAUCAAUGAUACCAACCGAAACGCGGCAAUGCAACAGGUAGACUUUACUGCGCCCGAUACAGUUAUUGGGCAAAAUUGCGGGCAACUAACCGACGAGCGACGGACGGAUAUGCCAAGCAAGAAGCCCAGUUUACUUGAGAGGUUCCUGCGCUUGUUUACCUGCUGUAUAAGCAAGCGUUGACAUUAUAGCAUCAAUAUAUGGUAUUUUACUCGAUAAAUCAUAUUUUCACAUUUUUGUUUAUGGCAAUAAAUUUAUUGCAUGAACAAGA
Messenger RNA from Dreissena polymorpha, 1842 nucleotides. RefSeq lists its product as uncharacterized. The transcript is spliced from 3 exons. Bases 3 to 1754 code for a protein of 583 amino acids. NCBI's taxonomy places the organism in Eukaryota, Metazoa, Mollusca, Bivalvia, Myida, Dreissenidae. The record is from RefSeq and is a predicted model, not a curated record.